Molecule: messenger RNA, 949 nt
Organism: Lotus japonicus
Lineage: Eukaryota; Viridiplantae; Streptophyta; Magnoliopsida; Fabales; Fabaceae
Exons: 2
Coding region: 1-699 (232 amino acids)
Source: RefSeq, a predicted model, not a curated record
AUGGAAUGGAAAAAAUAUUACAUGGACAUGAUGCUUGUGCCAUUGGGGUUAGUCAUCAUCCUUGCAUAUCAUGUCUUGUUAUGUCACAAGUGUCGGACACAGCCUUUCACCACAAUCAUGGGACGAGAUGCUGAUGGUCGCCGAUUUUGGGUUGGUGCCAUGAUGAAGGACAUUGACAAGAAGCACAUUGUAGCAGUCCAUUCUCUUCGAAACAUAAUAAUGGGGACAACCCUUAUGGCCACAACAUCCAUUCUCCUCUGUGCUGGCCUAGGAGCAGUCAUCAGCAGCAGUUACAGUGUUAAAAAGUCAAUCGACGACUCAGUUUAUGGAGCAAAUGGUGAAGUUGUGGUGACACUGAAAUACGCCAUCAUCCUCACCAUAUUAUCAUGCUCAUUUUUCUGUCACACUCUAGCUGCAGGGUUUGUGAAUCAAGUGAAUAUCCUCAUUUGCACUCCACAAGAUGUCAAGUCCAUGGUAACACCAGAGUAUUUGACUGAGCAUAUGAGAAAGGCAACAAUUUUGAACGUGGUAGGGAACAGGCUUUUCUAUUCCGCACUUUCCUUGACACUUUGGAUCUUUGGGCCUGUGCUACCUUUCUUGUCUUCAAUUGUAAUGGUGUUUGUACUAUACAAACUUGACUUUGUGCCUGGGAAGAACAGCAACAACAAGGUAGAGGAUUUGAUACAAAAUCAAGUUUGAGACUCAAUUGCCCAUGAGGAAUCUUAUCUAUAUACUUUAGAAAAGAGGAAGGCUAUGAGCCCCACCUCCAUGACAUGACACUCCAAGACCCACUCUCUACCACCCCCCUCUUUACGUGACAAAUGUCACCUCCUAAUUAUUUUGGACCUCAAUUGUAAAAGCCCAAUUACGUAUUUCAGUUUUUAGCCCAUUAAUCAAUGAAUGGGGUUUUUCAUUUAAUGGUUUAAUGACUCUUAAUUUGUUUCCAAGC